AUGAGGUUGUUCUCUCUAAUUUUAUGCGCAAUAUGGCCAAUUGGCAUUGCCCUAGGCGCCUCCUCAAAGGAUGGAGAUAAAUAUCUGAAAUUCAAGGCUGCGUCAAGAUCGUCUGGCGCAGUGUCGCUGGACGACGCAAGCUAUCUUGAGCUCACAGCCGCGCCACGAGACUACCAUACAAUCGUCCUUCUAACGGCCCUUGACCCGCGCUUUGGAUGUGAUAUUUGCAAGAUGUUCCAGCCAGAGUGGAAUCUUCUCACUCGGACGUGGAAUAGAGCCAAGCUUGGAGAAUCAAAGGUGGUGUUUGGCACACUUGAUUUUACAAGUGGAAGAAGCACAUUCCAGCAGCUCAAACUUCAAACUGCUCCGAUUAUCCUGCUUUUCCCCCCGUCUACGGGCCCAGCUUCCAAGAACAAGCCAGCUCGAUACGAUUUUACCAAUCCGGUUACUGCAGAACAGAUGCAUUUAUGGAUUAGCCGUCACCUCCCCGAUGUUCCGAAGCCCAACCUGGUUCGGCCCGUAAACUACUCCCGAGUUAUUGGGAUGUUGAUAGGAGCACUGGCCGUUAUAUCCAUUGUAACCGUUUCGUCCAAAUACAUACUGCCCCUUUUGCGCAGCCGAAACCUAUGGACUGCACUGAGCCUCCUUGCCAUCCUCCUUUUUACUACCGGACACAUGUUUAACCAUAUCCGCAAAGUCCCAUAUGUUGCUGGUGAUGGUAAAGGAGGAAUCAGCUACUUUGCUGGUGGUUUUCAAACUCAAUUCGGACUAGAAAGUCAGAUUAUAGCUGCAAUCUACGGCGUUUUGUCCCUUGGAUCAAUUGCACUUGCUAUGAAAGCACCCCGGAUCUUGGACCCUCAGUCCCAGCGAGUCACUAUCAUUCUCUGGAGCGCCGUGACCUGGGUCAUGUACAGCUUCCUCAUCAGCGUCUUCCGCGGGAAGAAUGCUUCAUACCCUCUAUCGAUUCCUCCAUUCUAA
Microsporum canis CBS 113480 is the source of this 978-nucleotide messenger RNA. RefSeq names its product dolichyl-diphosphooligosaccharide-protein glycotransferase. The record is from RefSeq and is a predicted model, not a curated record. NCBI's taxonomy places the organism in Eukaryota, Fungi, Ascomycota, Eurotiomycetes, Onygenales, Arthrodermataceae. The transcript is spliced from 4 exons. The coding region runs from base 1 to 978 and encodes 325 amino acids. Gene Ontology annotation, cellular component: oligosaccharyltransferase complex.